This is a messenger RNA of Triplophysa dalaica, 3587 nucleotides long. RefSeq names its product interleukin 6 cytokine family signal transduce (gene il6st). Gene Ontology annotation, biological process: cytokine-mediated signaling pathway. Gene Ontology annotation, cellular component: external side of plasma membrane; signaling receptor complex. The record is from RefSeq and is a predicted model, not a curated record. Gene Ontology annotation, molecular function: cytokine binding; cytokine receptor activity. NCBI's taxonomy places the organism in Eukaryota, Metazoa, Chordata, Actinopteri, Cypriniformes, Nemacheilidae.
CACAGCAGGCGCGCGCUCACGCCAAGAGUUUAUCCGCAUGAUUAUCAGAACAGACCGGAAGUCACUCACUGACAAGGGGCGAGCGUUCAGACGCGGUGGUUAAUGUUGUAUUUUAACUCUUGAUAUUACAAAAGCUCAGAUGAUGUGAUGAUGAUGACAAUGUGAAGAUAUCCCUCCAGCUGUCAUCAUGGAUGCUUCAUUUCAUGUACUCGUCCUCUUAAUGUUUUUACUCUGUGCAGCAGGUUUCUCCACUAACUGUCUUAAAAUACUACCCGACUCCCUUGAGAAGAUUUAUGUUGAAUUGGGAUCAGACUUCACAGCGACGUGUUACCUGCAGGAAGAUUCCCAUUACACCUCCGAUGACAUUGAGUGGACGUUGGAUAACAUCAGUCUUUCCAAGCACCUUUAUCACAAAAUAAAUGCUACAGCUGUCAGCGUCACAUUUACCGUUAGCCGGGACAUGCGAGGUCGUUUGAUUUGCUGCGCCUCUAAGAAGUCUCUGUCAUACGAAAAGCCGUGUCUGUACGGAAUCUUUCUCGAGAAAGGAUACCCUCCUUUAAAACCAAAUAAUCUCACAUGCCUUGCUUUACAAGAAAACAACAAUAUUUCCCCAAACUUGCAAUGUUUUUGGAAUCCGAAGACCCGCGACCCACUGCUUAACACCACUUACACGCUUCACGCUGAUAUUGAUUUUGGGGAUCAAUCUUCCCCACAUCAGAAUGUCUGUACAGAGCGUCUCGCAAGAAAUUGCACGGUCAACCUGAGCACUUUUCCAUUUCACUUAAAACUGAAGGUGUGGGUCAGCGUGAGUAACGCUCUGGGAUCAGUGGAGUCAGAUGAGCUCCUGGGAGAGGCCUCAUCAUUUGUAAAACCAAAUCCCCCAGAUGUUCAAGUUCUUGCUGAUGUUUUUUACUCGACUGUGAUGGUGGAAUGGACACAUCUUAUCCCAGAUUAUUCUAUGAAACUCCGUUAUGUCAUCAGAUACUGUCAAGCAGGCUCCAGUGUUUGGACUGAGGUGCCGGAGGACUUCACUGAGACGAGCAGCAAGUCCUUCAGACUGCAGGCCCUGCAGCCGUACACCCUGUACCAUGUUCAGAUGAGAUGCAUUGAAAUUAAUAAUCGCAGUUACUGGAGUGACUGGAGCAGAAACGCUACCAAUCGCACUGCCGAAGCCAAGCCUGCGAGCAAACCAGAUCUGUGGAGAAUCAUCCAGUCCACCGGCGACAGCAGAAACGUCACGUUAAUAUGGAAGGCACCCGUGAAAGCGAACGGAAUAAUAUUGAGAUAUGAUCUUAAUAUCACAAUGGAAAAUGAUAGCAGGUUUAAAGAAAAUGUUGACCACAAUCCACUCAGACCGUAUCAGACGUACUCGAUGGAGCUGUCGGCGAGAAAAACAGCCUCUGUUGAAAUAACUGCGGCCAGUUCAGCCGGAGUGUCGCCCAAAGCUACUCUCUUCAUUCCACUGUCAAAUCAAGAUCCAUCGGGUGUGGAGAGUUUGAGCUGGUCUCUGCGUGACGGCCAGCUGUGGGUGGAAUGGGUGCCGUCUGUGCCUAAACAUUUGCGGCUCUCUGAAUACGUGCUGGAGUGGGAGAAAAUCUCACCGGAUGACCAUCAGAGAGACAAACACUGGCAGAGAGCGAAAGCCAAUGUCACCAGCACAACACUGACCGGUCCUUUUGAGGCAUUUAAGCGAUACUACAUAUCCGUAUAUCCAAUUUACACCCUUCCUCACCAGAAAUACACUCAAGUAGGACAGCCAGUAACCACAGAAGCCUACACUCAACAAGGACCGCCACUAGAGGGCCCCGCUGCUAAAGUUUCAAAAUCCAAGAAAACCAGCGCUGAGGUGACAUGGAAUGAAAUUCCUUUGAACAGUCAGCAGGGAUUCAUCACCGGCUACACAAUCUUCUAUAAGACUGGAAACGUCGAGAAGUCUGUGACGCUGGACUCCGCCUUCCGCUCAUGGCGUUUGAUCAAUCUCACCAGUGAAAAGGAGUACAUGGUUCACAUCAUGGCAUCGACCGUAGCAGGCUCCAAAAACGGCACCAGUUUUAAUUUCAAAACGCAGAAGUAUGCUGAUGGAGAAGUGGAGGUGAUCGUGGUGGUGGUGUGUCUUGGUUUUCUGUUCAUCACCGUCUUCAUUUUAAUGCUCUGCCUGCGGAAGAGGGAAACGAUCAAGCAGCUCUUGUGGCCGCAGGUCCCAGACCCGUCAGUCAGCUCUAUUGCCCACUGGUCACCUGAUUUCCCGGUAAAGGCCGAUAUUCCAAAGAACGUUAGCGUGGUGGAAGUGGAUGUGUUCGACGGGAAAUCUUUGUCCGAGGAAGACAAAACCGUGCUGCCGCUGAAGAAGGACAAAUAUCUGUCUGAGGAACACAGCAGCGGUAUCGGGGGCUCGUCCUGCAUGUCGUCCCCCCGGCACAGCGUGUCUGACAGCGACGAGGGCGAUUCAGGCCAGACCACGGCCAGCACGGUGCAGUACUCAUCGGUGGUGGCGAGCGGCUACAAAGGCCAGACCCCCAACCAUCAGCUCCCCGCGUUCGCUCGAUCAGAGUCCACCCAACCGCUGUUGGACUGCGAGGAACAUCCAGAGCAUGUCCACGAUUCCAGAAACUCUUACUUCAAACGGGCUAAAGGAGUCGAGCUGGGCGGCCUCGUUCAGGAGGGGGAGGAGUCGAAUGAAAGCUCUCUCACCUUCUGUCCAAUGGAGGAGAUGUCUCCGAUUGUAGAGGACCCGCCAAACCCGUGUUACAUGCCACAGCAGAACGGCUAUCGACCUCAGUGAAGAAAACGUGACGUGUUCAAGAAGACCUCAAGCUAUCAGUGACGUUUAACAUUGGCGUGUUCAUUAUUAUUGAUGUGUUGAAGUGGCUGCGAUGAUAUUGCAUAUUCGCUGCAAGCUUACACUGGAUGCAAGCAGACCAGAGAUUUUCAAAUAUUUUAGUUCUAUUCAAAUUUAUGCUUUCGUUGUUGCAGUACUAACCUUUUUUAAAUUGGUCUCGCUUUUCUAAAAUAAUCCAGCUGAAGACGGUUCUUAAACAAAUACUGAAAGCUAAUGGGUCAAUGUUUCGCGACCAUUCUGAGGUGACGUGCAACUUUGACACUUCCGGCAUAAACGCGUUUCGAACGUAAUAAACGACUUGCGUCACUUGUUACACAUCAUGUAUCGAGUGGCUGACUGUACACAUGUGCUUCAUGGGUUCUGUUAUCAAAUACACAACUCUUCAAAAACUGCUCAACAAAUGAUCACUGUCGCAGCAUUAUAGGUCUUUCAUAUUACUUGUUUGAGAAACCAGCAAAAAGUGUUUUUUCUUUUAAGCUCUGUUGAAUGUUUAUAUGCUGGAGAUAGACUAAGUAUUCUUUUUAUAGGGAUUUUAUGUUUUUUAUAUGCAAAAGAAUGUCAUUUUGAUUCGCUCUAUUGCAAGUAGAGUUAACUUUGACGUGUUUCAAGCAGGAUGUAACUAACACUACACUGAAAUGCAGCAUUUUCAUUGCGUGCUGUUUCACAUGUAUCCGCUCUCAGUAUGAUUUGUGUUCACAUCACUGAUGUGUGUGUAUCAUACUAAUUAAACACUUCUCUAUACAAAUGA